AUGGCGACGGUAGCUUCCACCACGGAGGCACUCGCCGCCUGGGAUCCGGCCAGCUCCAUCCCUACCUUGAUUGGUAGCAUACUUUCUGUCACAUCCACCGCCCUGGUCAUUCUCCUCUGGAUAUUCGCCGGUGGAAAGAGACGGCGCGAUUUCAGAUACGCUUUGAUCUUGAACCUUACUGUUGCCGAAUUCAUUAAUAGUUUGAAUAACUCCGUCUCUGGUGCCGCUGCCGUUGCGAGACGUAGGCCGCUGCUACCGGGUCUUGCAUGCGAAAUCAACGGCUGGACCGGUCAAUUUUCAGUACAGGCCGUUGAUUUCUCCAUACUCGCCAUCACACUCAUUACGCUUCUCACGAUCCAGCUACGCUCCUUCAUCAUCUACGCCUCUGCUCUCACGAAAGCGCUGAUAUGCCUUUCCAUCUGGAUCAUUCCACUCUGUACCAGCAUCUAUGCGUGGACAAAGAAUUACUAUGGCCCAGUGUCUGGUAACUGGUGUUGGAUUGAGGCACGAUACUUUCGACAACGUUAUGCCCUCAACCACGGCUGGCGCUUUGCUAUAUUUGCCAUAUCACUUUGUACUUACAUCUAUGUUUUCCUCUACAUGAGCCGCCGUCUCCGCCCACAAAAUCUUUCGAACCUCAGCUCCAGUAUCCCGGACAGUCUCGACUACGAGAAGAUCAAUGAAAAGCCUCGAGACGGUGCCGUACUCGCUGGCUGUGGUGCCACACCACGUAUAAGUCUCGAUCAAACGUCAGAAAACCCUACAGCUGAACAGUCCAAAAAGCAUCGCCGUGCGGUCAGCAGUUUCAGUUUCGCUCGGAAGCUGACAAUCGACACGACUACCCAAGGCACUCACGACCAACUCCGCACCAACUCGCCUUCCGAUGACAACAUUACCUCCCCAGAUGAAACAUUUGUCCUCGUAGACCUCGAGAAAGGGCCGGCUUCCAAAACGGCAGAACCGAUCUUCACUUCGUCACCCAUCAACCGAGUCAUGACCAAGGUGGAGAAGAGCAAGAUUAAGAUCGACAGGGAGAUUUGGAAGAUGCUAUUGUUGAACAUGUAUCCAGUCACGUACCUCAUUCUAUGGAUUCCAGGCAUUGCGAACCGUAUUGCAGAGAGCAUGGGACACUCCGUCAGACUGCUAGUCAUUCUGCAGAGUAGCACGCAGUACAUAGGUUUUGCCAACGCUGCAGUUUAUCUGUACAAAGAACAUGAAAGAGACAUACGGGAGUGGUGGGGCGGAGUCCAGGGAAGGAAAGCGGCCAAAGCUGCAACGGCCAAAGUUGCAAGCAGCGAUGCUAGUAGCGGGAGGAUCACCAACUGGAGAAGUGUCUCGUCCUAG
Messenger RNA from Boeremia exigua, 1344 nucleotides. Its product is annotated as G protein-coupled glucose receptor regulating Gpa2-domain-containing protein. Gene Ontology annotation, cellular component: plasma membrane. Lineage: Eukaryota; Fungi; Ascomycota; Dothideomycetes; Pleosporales; Didymellaceae. Gene Ontology annotation, molecular function: G protein-coupled receptor activity. Bases 1 to 1344 code for a protein of 447 amino acids. The transcript is spliced from 4 exons. The record is from RefSeq and is a predicted model, not a curated record. Gene Ontology annotation, biological process: adenylate cyclase-activating G protein-coupled receptor signaling pathway.